UCAUAUUCUUUCAUUAUCUGAAGCAAAUGGAGCAAUGAUGUCAAAAUGUCUUAUAGCGAAUUAUGAUGAUCUAUUUCAUCUAUUUUAAGUUAUGUUGCUUCUUUUUCUUGCCAAAUUAUGAGAAUGGCUAAUCAGCCUAAUAAGAUAUUAAAUGUAAGUGACCAUCAUUUUCAUGCAUGAUAGAUGUACGGUCAUCAUUAGGGUUAAUUAUGGACAGCUUUAUUUUCAUUAUGUUGAAAUGUAAUUAAUUUCGAUAUAAUAUUAGGAUAUGUAGCAGAUUACCAAUACUGUGUUAAGGCAGAUGAAUUUGAUGGAGCGGCCCGAUUCAUUCUGAGAUUAGAUAAAUCGUAAGUCCCUACGGCACAGCUCCAUUCAAGAGCCAUAUCCGCCUGUCCCAUUACCAGACAAUACGGAUUAAUAAAUGGUCUCUUUCCCUUAAAAGAUUGUAAACGUUCCUAUAGUAGAGUCGUUAGCGUAAGCGGUCAAAUUCAAUCGAAAGUAAAAGAUGACGUUUCCACUCUGACGUGCCGCGGUCCUAAUCUCCUAUACAAUAACUAAAUGACCUAAUAUACCUGGCAAAUCAGGAGGAUCUAUUUUGAAUAACAAUAUACCCACCCGGUAUCUUCGGCAAAAGUCAAAGAAGUUCAUCGUAUAAAAUGGACACCUUCCAAUAGUCCUGUUGAUUUCCUUGAUUGACCAAUAGAAAAGUGCGUUCACGGGGCAGAAAGCUGGAUGAAGGCUAUCUAUUAAUGUACAUAGUUAUCGUAUGGAAAUUCUUUAAUGACUUCAAAGUCUUCUAAUAAAUGCCAUUUUGAAUUUCGUUCUUUACCUUUCUCGUUUUCACUGUGUCUUUAUUUAUUUCUGUCUUACUCUGUGUGUGUCUUAUCUCUAUAAUUAUGUCUAUCAAUCUCCAUCUGUUCUCUCUCUCUCUCUCUCUCUUCCUUCCUUUCCCUUUUGGUCUCUUAUACCACUUUCUUGUAUAUCUCUCUCUCUUUUGUAUUUCUCUCUCUCGUUCUCUCUAUCCGUUCAUCGCUUUCUUUCUCUGUGUUUCCUCUGUUAAAAUCUCCCCUUCCCCACUCUCUCUCUCUCUCUCUCUCUCCCCCUCUCUCUCUCUCUCUCUUACUUUUUGUAUUCUGUCUUUCUUUCUCCAUUUGCCAUCUCAAUUUAACCACACUUUCUUUGGCUAAAGUUUUCGUAGACGACCUCCUCCUCACACGUGCCCCCUUUUUUCCUGUAUUCCACUGUCAAUCACUUGCUUUUUCUAUCAUAGUGAUCCUCCGAGCCACCAUCCUAAAUUAGUACAUGUAGUGUCUCAGUUGAUUCUCCGCCCUAUUAUUUUCACAUUCCAUUUUUUAUUUCUUUGUUUCUUUCCUCCCCGCCCUUUCCCGCCCAAACGGCGUAUGUUGGGAUUAUGACAAAUAAUGAAAACGCGCUCCGCUCAAAAAAUUCGCCGUAACUGUACAAGCGUGUGAGCAAAGCGACCGAGCAGUACUUUUGUUUCUUGUCAAACUGUUCAAAUCAGUAUCUUAUGCAUAUAUUAACUAGAGAAAGAUUUACAAGUGAGCACUGCAAACUAGCUAUAAAGUUACUUAAUGUGAACAUUAAUAAGCUAUUUUCUACUCAAACAAGGCUUGAAAUAACGAAAACUAUUGAGAAAUAUAGACAAAGUCCUUUUCAAUUCAAAUAAUUUUAUUUUCAUAACUCAAUCAAAACAUUAAAACAAAUGAAUAUCAAAUGAUACUUGCAAUAUAACAUACAAGUUAAAACCUAGUUGUAAUACAAUCUUAAAUGUCGAUAAGUAAAAAAUCAAAACAUACACAAUAUAUAUGAGCAUAUUAUAAAUAAAGGAAAAGAGAAAUCCAAUUAUCAAAAUGCAGAGCUCGUAUUUUUGUAAAUUACUGACAUUUAAAAAAGGAAAGAAAGAAAGAAAGAGAGAAAAACAUCCCAAAACUAAAUAAUGUAUACUUAAUUAUUUUAAAGAUAUUUUGAAUUAGGAAUUUCUAUACUUCGUCAUUAUAAUUAUGUUGUGCACCAUAGCGCUUAAUUGUAAAAUCAAGCAUUACUUAACAUAGUUAACAUAGUUUCGAUGUUUUUACCUUAUUACAUUUGUGAUAGUCACAUUGAAUGUAAUUGACGGUGAAGGAUUUGGCCUACUAUGUAAUUUAAUUUUCCAUGAUAGGCCUACACAAACUGCAUUUUUUUAUCGAGAAUCAGACUUCUUGUUCUAACGUCCAUUCAUUCACAAAGCUGUGAUAGGGGAAGAGUGAAGGAUUAUUAAGAGUUAAGGAUUAAUUCGCUCUAAACAAGCAAUCACCUAUCUUAAUCGCGUUCCAACUAGUUCAGAAUGGCAGAUUACACCAUGAUCACCCAAGUGUCAUCGAGUAGCAUUCCUACCAAACGCCCUAGCCGUCGACAUCCCACCGUCUUUACUGAGUUACAGCUACAGAUUCUGGAGACCGCGUUCAACGACAACCAGUAUACUGGUAUCACUACUAGAGAUCAACUUGCUUCAAGUCUGAAAAUUGGAGAAGACAGAGUACUGGUCUGGUUUCAGAAUCGUCGUGCACGUUUCCGUCGAGCCUCUCUUGUUUCAAGCUUUGCUCAUCAACCCGUCAUCAAGAAAGACGACAUCGACCAUCCUCGCUUUCAACCAGCCCGAGUUAUCGACUUGGCCGUCAUCGGUCGUAAGCGGAAGAGAUCGUGCGACACCGUUGAGGUCGACCAGACCACACCACCUACCAAGAAGAUGAAUUCCGUUUCUCCCACGUUCUCUGUUGACUUUCUCUCUCGAAGCAGUCGAUCGAGAUCCAAUUCAACGAUGCCUUCAUCGGGUCGACACCACUUGCACCAUGACGUCAUCCAGCUCCAGCAUAAGUCACCACAUGACUCGACGAAGGGCGCCAAAAGUCCAUUGAUGUCAGUAGACUUUCUCUCUCGUAGCAGCCGCUCUCCGUCUCCCUCUACAUCCACGUAUAACGCAGAGCAUCUUUACCGCACACCGUCUUCAUUCUCCACACCGAUGGGUUAUCAUCCGUACGUCUUCUACGUCAACCUCUAGAUAUUGACUGCAUCGACUCAUGAACUCUGAAUGGAUCUUCUUCUUAUUAUAUAUUAAUCUUGCCUUUUCCAAAGAUGCAUUCAUUUAUGAAAUCAUAAGUUGCAAUUGAAUAAAUUGUUAAAUUGUAA
Strongylocentrotus purpuratus (purple sea urchin) is the source of this 3186-nucleotide messenger RNA. RefSeq names its product paired box protein Pax-3-B-like. The transcript is spliced from 2 exons. Gene Ontology annotation, cellular component: nucleus. The coding region runs from base 2345 to 3058 and encodes 237 amino acids. Lineage: Eukaryota; Metazoa; Echinodermata; Echinoidea; Camarodonta; Strongylocentrotidae. Gene Ontology annotation, molecular function: DNA-binding transcription factor activity, RNA polymerase II-specific; RNA polymerase II cis-regulatory region sequence-specific DNA binding. Gene Ontology annotation, biological process: regulation of transcription by RNA polymerase II. The record is from RefSeq and is a predicted model, not a curated record.